Dentiscutata erythropus is the source of this 484-nucleotide messenger RNA. The record is from the annotation of a GenBank genome assembly. Lineage: Eukaryota; Fungi; Glomeromycota; Glomeromycetes; Diversisporales; Gigasporaceae.
AUGCCACCACAAACACCUGAUAAAUCAUCUUUAAUCUAUACCGCAUUUUAUUGCGAAGAAAAUGUUUACUAUUUAUGUAAAACAUUUUCUGAAAUUUUAGAUAAAAAUAAAGAAAACUAUGAAAUUUAUGUUUGCUUUAUUUCCAAUAAAACGCGGUCGGUACCAAUAAAGAGACAACUAGCUGCAAAAAGUCCUGAUGGUUUUGUAAUAUGGACAUAUGCGAAUGAAUCUUUGCCACUUGUUGAUUUACCAGAAUAUCAUAGAAAAUAUAGAGUUGUCCCUUCCGAGACAUUUCUCAGGGUGUUUGCCUCUGAUCGAAGUCAUAUGUCCAAAAAUAAUGAUUCUACUAUCUCUCCACCUAAUUAUCCUCCAAUUUUUACAGCAGAAACCACAAUGAAUCUUCCAUCUUUUAUUUCUAUGACUGAAAAUUUGGAUUCAGCAGACUUUGGCAAAGUUUUAAAUGAGAAUGAGUUUUUUGAAUUUU